Messenger RNA from Diaporthe citri, 2229 nucleotides. RefSeq lists its product as uncharacterized. Gene Ontology annotation, biological process: magnesium ion homeostasis. The transcript has 5 exons. Bases 1 to 2229 code for a protein of 742 amino acids. Gene Ontology annotation, cellular component: intracellular membrane-bounded organelle. NCBI's taxonomy places the organism in Eukaryota, Fungi, Ascomycota, Sordariomycetes, Diaporthales, Diaporthaceae. The record is from RefSeq and is a predicted model, not a curated record.
AUGCGGCAACAAGCCCGCUCCCACCCGCUGAUGGCAUUCCGCCCAGCCAUCCUCGGGCUCUCCAGGGCCGUCUUCACCCUCGGCGUCGCCUCCGCCGCUCCUAUCCGCGUCCUGGACGAGCUGCACGACGGCAACGAGGAGGAGGGCGGCGAGUUUUGGCUCCUCUUCGGCAUCUCCAUCUUCCUCGUUCUGCUUGGCGGCGCCUUCGCCGGCCUCACCAUCGCCCUCAUGGGCCAGGACAGCGUCUACCUCCAGGUCAUCUCCCAGGAUCCCACAGAGCCCCAGCAGAAGAAUGCAGGCCGCGUCUUGCGUCUGCUCGAUAAGGGCAAGCAUUGGGUUCUCGUCACUUUGCUCCUCAGCAAUGUCAUCGUCAACGAGACCCUGCCUGUUGUUCUGGACCGGUGUCUUGGUGGAGGAGUGGCUGCUGUCGUCGGUUCUACUGUCUUGAUCGUCAUCUUCGGAGAGGUCGUUCCUCAGUCUAUCUGUGUCCGCUACGGCCUUGCCAUUGGUGGUUAUAUGUCCAAGCCUGUCCUACUCAUGAUGUAUCUGAUGGCACCGGUUGCCUGGCCCACCGCGAAGCUCCUCGACUGGGUCCUGGGUGAAGACCACGGAACCGUCUACAAGAAGAGCGGACUCAAGACACUGGUCACCCUCCACCACACCAUGGGCCCAGCAGCGCAGCGCCUCAACGAAGACGAGAUCACAAUCAUCGGCGCCGUCCUCGAGCUCAAGGAGAAGCCCGUCCAUGACGUGAUGACGCCAAUGGAAGACGUCUUUGUCAUGUCCGAGGAUACCGUGCUAGAUGAGGAGAAGAUUGACAUGAUCCUGUCUGCUGGCUACUCGCGCAUUCCCAUCCACGAGGCCGCGAACGAGACCAACUUCAUAGGAAUGCUUCUGGUCAAGAUUCUCAUCACCUACGAUCCUGAGGACUGCAAGAAGGUCAGGGACUUCCCCCUGGCCACCCUGCCCGAGACACGCCCUGAGACGAGCUGCCUCGACAUCAUCAACUUCUUCCAGGAGGGCAAGUCACACAUGGUUCUGGUUUCCGAUGCCCCAGGUGACGACCACGGUGCCCUCGGCGUGGUCACCUUGGAGGAUGUUAUCGAGGAGUUGAUCGGAGAGGAGAUCAUUGACGAGUCCGAUGUGUACAUCGAUGUCCACAAGGCCAUCCGACGCAUGGCGCCGGCACCCAAGGCCCGCUACCAACGACGACUGUCCCACGGCCACCCUGGGGCCGAUGGAAACGACAGUAAAUCUAGUGAGGACACAAAGGUCGGCGAGGAGGACUCCACAGAGAACUAUGAGACGCGGAAGAAGAGAUACAACUCGGCAACUGAACCGGGUGAGACUCCCGAUCGGUCUGGCAGUGGCAGUCCCAUGCCGGGAACGUUCCUGUUGCGGCGCGCCUCUGCUGGUCUUGAUGGCAGGAUGGAGAACGUUCCGGUGAGGGCAAGCUACAAUGACAUAAGACAGCAUCUGAAGCACCUCGGCCCGUCCAACCCAGCCUCGAACCCCAAAGCCACAAAAUCCACCACCGUCAAGAUCAAGCCCGGAGUUGUCGUUCAUGACCAGCCAAGAUCGAGCCCAGUGGCCGAGCAGGUCAUACAGGAAGAGCCGCGGGUCGAGAACGACGAGGAGGACAACGACGAAACGACGUCCCUGCUGCGGCCGGCACUCACACCCAAGGAUGGUGCACAAGCCCUGGCCCAGAAGUACGGUGCGACCGGACAAUCGCCUCUAUCCCGAAGUGUUGAGAACAACUCGCCCGCCAAGGCAAACGUGGAUGACACAGCCACCAAGGGUGUCCAGACCACGGAGACCGCCCCGCAGCACAGCUAUGCGGCAGUAACGGCACAGCCCCCGCAACAGGAGCUGCAUUCAAAGAGCUCCGGCUCGGGCAGCGAGUUGGCCCCUGCCGAACAAACAAGCCCAUACUCGCACAGGAAGGAUCUCUUUGCCCGUAGCGGCAGUAUCACCGAGAACAUUGUGGAGUCCAGAGGCAUCCGCAAGGGUAGCGCCAGCCGGUCCAACCUCAACCUUGAGUCGCAGGCGUCCCCAUCAACAGAGGGCGACGAGAACGCGAGCGGUGCCAACAGUCCGGCGGUGCCAGGUGCUGCUGAGGCGGAAUCUUCGAACACGACUACCCAGGCCGGUGGUAACAGUAACGGCGGCGGCGGCAGUAGCAAGAAGAAGAACAACCGCAGGAAGAAGAGAAAGGGCGGCAGGUAG